Messenger RNA from Solea solea (common sole), 1396 nucleotides. It is a transcript of the gene dram1, whose product is annotated as DNA-damage regulated autophagy modulator 1. Gene Ontology annotation, cellular component: lysosome. Bases 117 to 839 code for a protein of 240 amino acids. The transcript is spliced from 7 exons. Gene Ontology annotation, biological process: regulation of autophagy. Lineage: Eukaryota; Metazoa; Chordata; Actinopteri; Pleuronectiformes; Soleidae. The record is from RefSeq and is a predicted model, not a curated record.
UCUCCCACACACACACACACACACACACACAGAGAGAGAGAGACAGUACCAUGUGACUGUCGGUAACACACACACACACACACACUCACACACACACACACACACACAUAGUUUUCAUGUCUGUAAAGAUGCAGUGGUUUAAACAGGGUCUGUGUUUGCUGCCCGUGUUUCUCGUCAUCUGCUCCUCCAGCACUUUCAUCAUCUCAUACGUGGUCGCUGUUUUCAGACAUGAUGUCGAUGUCAUCUUUCCAUACAUAAGUGACACUGCAGCGCAGCCUCCUGAGAGCUGCAUCUUUGGUCUGAUGACGUUCAUCUCUGCCUGUGCAGGAAUCGCCACCAUCUAUGUGAGAUAUAAGUUUGUGGAGCGGCUGAGUGAGGACACACUGGUGGCGUCUCCAUGUCUUAAUAAAAUGGCUCUGGUUUUAGGGAUGCUCUCCUGCCUGGGCAUGUGCAUUGUUGCAACUUUCCAGGAAACGGCGGUGGUGGAAGUUCAUGACGUGGGAGCUCUGCUCUUCUUUGUCUCUGGUGUUUUAUACACAAUCGUCCAGGUUGUCCUCUCCUAUCACAUUUAUCCGUUUGGAUCCUCGUCGUGUGUGUACCGUGCACGUGUGGUCAUCGCCGUCCUCGCUGCUUUGGCUCUUUUCCCCACUGUGAUUUGUGCGUUCUUUGUGAAACCGACGACGCUGCAUCGACACACAGACGACAAGGAUUAUCCUUUCCAUCUGGCCAGUGCCGCGUUUGAGUGGGUCGUCGCCUUCAGCUUCGUCUUCUUCUUCCUCACGUACAUCGACGAUUUCAAACUUUUCACUUUACACGUAAGAACGGAGCUUGAGGGAUAACGAGGAGCAUUUGUGGAGGUGCUGCUGAUGACGAGGUUCUUCUUUUGCCGUGUGUCAUGAGUUUCACUGCAUUUUGAGACUCAUCGUUCCCACUGCGUUCCCUCGAUGAUCACUUUCGCAACCUUUGCACUCUUGACUCUGGGCCACAGCAGCGUGACACUGUGGACUCGUGGCAAACUUAUGACACGUUGUGCUUCUGGUUUCUCUUUCCUGUUUCCUGCUGGUCAGAGCUGAUGUGAAAAUGUUAAAUUAUAAACCACUGAAACUGUACAUAGGUGCUCGUUUUAUACCCAGCGGGGAAUUGUUAUGCAGAUGCUGCCAAUUCCUUAACACAAGUAUUUUAUUUUUAUAAAUGUAUUUUUUUGUACCUGUUUUAUUUCUUUGCAUUAACGUACUGUGGUGACGACACUUUAAGGAGGAAAAGCUCCUUAAAUUCACAUUUUUAUUCUGCUGUGGUGCAGGUUACUCUGUAAUUCCUGUUAAACACACGAGGCUGGAAUCACUGCCUCAGAUACAUAAUAUCCAUAUAUAUAUAUAUAUAUAUAUAUAUAUAUAAA